AUGUCUGGAGGCAAAGGAGGCAAAGCCGGUGGCGAGAAAGUCGCAAGCCAGUCCCGUUCAUCCAAGGCCGGUCUUCAAUUCCCUGUUGGUCGUAUCCAUCGACUGCUCCGAAAGGGCAACUACGCUCAGCGAAUUGGAGCUGGUGCUCCUGUCUACCUCGCCGCUGUGCUCGAAUAUCUGGCUGCCGAAAUCCUCGAAUUGGCUGGAAACGCUGCCCGUGACAACAAGAAGUCUCGAAUCAUUCCCCGUCAUCUCCAACUGGCCAUCCGAAACGAUGAAGAGCUGAACAAGCUCCUUGGCCACUGUGUGAUCUCACAGGGUGGUGUCAUUCCUCAAAUCCACUCCGAGCUGCUCCCAGCCAAGUCAAAAGACAAAGCUUCCAAGGUCUCCCAGGAAGUCUGA
Molecule: messenger RNA, 402 nt
Organism: Puccinia triticina
Lineage: Eukaryota; Fungi; Basidiomycota; Pucciniomycetes; Pucciniales; Pucciniaceae
Exons: 4
Coding region: 1-402 (133 amino acids)
Cellular component (GO): nucleosome
Molecular function (GO): structural constituent of chromatin; protein heterodimerization activity; DNA binding
Source: RefSeq, a predicted model, not a curated record